GAAAAAAAAAACGUCAGACGCAAAACCAAAGCGCGUUCACUUGGCACCACCAACCGACAAGGCUACGAUUUGCACUCGAAACACGACGGCACUGCCAACGCCAUAACCUCCACGACGAACGGACAGCAGCGACGCCGCGACCGACAGCCCCCCCCCAGGGACCGGACAGACACGCAACCAUGAACAACUUUGGCGUGGUGGAGGUGGCGAGCGCGCGGACGACGACGGCGCCGGGAUGGGCGUACGUGCCCGACACGGGCAUCAACCCGGCCGUGGCGGCGCUGCAGCCCGCCGGGCGCAAGCGGGCGGCCCGGUCCGGCGGGCCCCGCUCCAAGCUCAGCCUGUCGGACCUGUCAGCGCGCCAGGAGGCCGCCGUCCGCAAGGAGCUCGAGCUGCUCGACCGGGACAACUUCAAGGACGUCGCCAUCCCCGUCCCGGCCAGGUCGGGAGGGCCGAAAGCCCUGAGCAAAUCCACCCCCACCGUCCGCAAAAUCCUCUUGUCGCAAAAGACCUUUGCGAACCACCUCAGCGACUUCGAGGCCCUAGGCAGCAGCGGCGCCGACCCGCUCUCGGGCUCGGCCACGCCCCGUCCCUCCCAACCUCAAACUCCAGCCCCCGCGACGCCAGCGGCAGCAGCAGCAACACCCACCACCGCCGGCGGUGGCGCGAGCAGCAGCAGCCGGCGCGGCGGCGCAAGCCGGAGACAGCAGCAAAGACCAAGCGAAGACGUCGAGAUGACAGACGCGCCCCCGUCGCCCAGCACGCCCGCACCUGCACCUGCACCCGCACCCGCACCGCCGCAACUCCAAGACGCCGCCGCCAGCGACACCGCCUCGGCCCGCCACAAGAGCGCCAUCCUGCCCGCCUACACGGGCCGCACGCCCGCGCCGCACCCGGCCGACGCCGACCCGCUGCUCGCCAGCCGCGUGCCGGCCCUGCCGACCGACGACGAGCUGCGCGCCCUGCUGCUGGCCCCGCCCGCCCCCUACCCGGAGCUGAUGGCGCGCGUGCGCCGCGACCUGGACGAGGAGUACGACGACUACGACGAAGGGGCAGGAGGAGGAGACCGGCCACCCCCCAGGCCGUUCCCGCCCGCCCGUGUCUUCUGUGCCGUCUGCGGCUACUGGGGCAGGGUCAAGUGCAUCAAGUGCGGCGCCCGCGUGUGCGCCCUCGACUGCCUAGACGUGCACCGCGAGGAGUGCGUCACCCGGUACGGGCUAUGAGAGAGGGGUGGAUGGUGGUGUCGCAUCAAAUUUAGUGAUUUCUUUUUCCUUUUUUUCACUCAUAAGCGAAGCCUUCUUUUUGCCCUUUUCUGUGCACCACCUUCGGCUUGUCAUCUCCAUCCUGGCAGGCAAUCACACGACGCUAAAUGCACUGUGCAACCACCGACCGCCCGCGGCUUACACGAGACAUGAACACCAUACUUAUAUCCACGGUGCCACACAAACGGUCAGCGUCCAAACAUACCCCUCCAAUUUCGGGCUGAUUUUGAAGAAUCUAGAAUUGUAUAUACACGGCUACUUUGGCCCUUGGUUGUCUCGAAGAACUAUAUACACUGCUUAUAACAGAAGGUAUGGUGUUGUACAAAAGGUUCACACACUUUGGUGCUUCUUUGGAAAUCCUUGCUGGAUCCUCGUCCGUCCAUCUGCUCCAAAAUCCAUCCCACGUCGCAAAUGACAAGCCCCUCAAGCCCCCGUCCAAAACUCUUGAAAAAAGGUUGGCGGUUUCUCCUCCCAAGAAAGACGGGUUAAAAACAGAAACGAAAAACUUUGAAUGAUUGCCCCAUAUGCCAUCUAGCCCCUUGCCCCCCCAAAAAAAGCCAACGCCAUGUCAUGAUAAAUUGCCAACCAAGAAGGAGAAAAGAUGAGAAAUACACAACCCUCACACCCACACAUGCCAAAGAUAGAAUGUUGCGCGAAACAUCCCC
Messenger RNA from Gaeumannomyces tritici R3-111a-1, 1927 nucleotides. RefSeq lists its product as hypothetical. Bases 180 to 1223 code for a protein of 347 amino acids. Gene Ontology annotation, cellular component: Swr1 complex. Lineage: Eukaryota; Fungi; Ascomycota; Sordariomycetes; Magnaporthales; Magnaporthaceae. Gene Ontology annotation, biological process: chromatin remodeling. The transcript is spliced from 2 exons. Gene Ontology annotation, molecular function: nucleosome binding. The record is from RefSeq and is a predicted model, not a curated record.